AAAAUUUAAUUCAGUAAUUCAAUAAGUUCGGUGUGGAAAUAAAUACAAUUUUUUUUUUCGCUCGUCGCGGAAUAACCGCAAAAAAUUCAUUAAGUUAAAAGUAAAGGUAUAUCGCAAGGAUCUACCUUUAAGAUCCACGUAUCGAAUUUAUAGCAUACAAAUAUGCCCUCCACUCUAAGACUGAAAGAAAAAAAUCUAUGUGGAUUGUCCUGCUGGCAUCCAGAAUGGAUGCAAAGAUAUGCAAACGCUAAAUGGUUUAUGGCUGUUUACAGUCUUUUGGGAACCAUUCAAGCCAUGUCCUAUAUGUAUUUUGUAGUGACGCUAACAACAAUCGAAAGACGUUUCAAAAUUCCCAGUCAAACUACAGGAAUCAUUCUGAGUGGUAAUGAAAUUUCUCAGAUAAUGCUAUCACUGAUUUUAUCGUAUGUUGGUGGCCAACGCAAUCGACCCGCCUGGAUAGCUUGGGGAAUGGUUUUUUGUGGAAUAUCAUGUUUUAUCCUUGCACUUCCUCACUUAAUUUACGGUGCUGGAGAGGAUGCCUAUCAUCUGACCCAAGAAUAUUUGGAUAGCUUGGAUCUGGGCAAUACCACAAGUUUGCUUUCAGUUAAGUCAAGUAUAAAGGACUCACAGCAGUUAUGUGGAGCCAAUCCAGAUGACAAGGAAUGCGAUCAGUUGUUUUCGAUUGUUCCUUUGGUUUUGAUAUUUUUGUCCCAAUUUGUUCUUGGAAUUGGUAAUACCCUUUAUUAUUCUCUGGGGCAACCCUAUUUGGAUGAUAACACAAAGAAGACCAAUACUCCUUGGAUGCUUGCUGUGGCCAUGUCACUCAGAAUGAUUGGACCAAUAUUUGGAUUUAUGUUAGGAUACUUAUCACUAAACUUAUUCAUCGAUACUUCUAAAACACCUUUAAUUGAUAAAAAGGAUCCUCGAUGGUUGGGUGCAUGGUGGUUUGGUUGGACAAUAUUGGGAACAAUAAUGUUCCUUUUCUCCGGUUUGAUUGGAUUAUUCCCCAAAGAGUUGCCAAAGAAGAAAGAUAAACAACAAUAUAGUUCUGUGUUACCUCAAGUUUUGAGAACUGAUGAAUUGAUGGUUGACGAUGGUGUACCAAUGGAAAGAAGAAUAUCCUCGAAUGCUGUUUUAGAUAAUCAUUCAGCACCAAAUGCAGAUUUUCCUCAAUUAAAAGACUUCCCAAAAGCCCUAAUGCGUUUACUUCGUAAUAAGCUGCUAAUAUUCAACAUCAUUGCUGGAAUAUUUUACAUUUUGGGUGCUUCCGGCUAUAUGACAUUUUUAAGCAAAUACAUGGAAGUACAAUUCCAUAGAAGUGCCCAAAAUGCUACAAUUAUUGUUGGACCAUUUUCUCUAACUGGCAUGGUUAUGGGUCUAUUACUUUCUGGAUUGAUUAUUUCAAAAUAUAAACCAGCUCCUGGUAAACUUCUUAUGUGGAAUGUUAUUAUUGGAUUUUUAUCAAUUGGUGGUCAAGUAUCGUAUUUGUUUAUAUAUUGCGGUGAUACAGCUUCAUUAAUGGUUGAUGGAAAAUUGGAUCUUGCAAUGGAUUGUAAUAUGAAUUGUUCCUGUGCUCAUGUUUCCUACAGUCCAGUUUGUCAUGUAGAAAGUGAUACUACAUACUUUUCACCCUGUCAUGCUGGAUGUUAUAAUUGGGAUUCAGAAAAUAAGAUCUAUUCGAAUUGUACAUGUUUGGGAGGCUCUGGAAUCUGGACGAAUAACCAAUCAACUACAACUAUAUUGCCACCAACACAGCCCACUACAACCUUAUCAAGCCAAGCGUCUUCCAUACUGGAUGUUCUGACACCUGGGGCCUGCCUUAAAGGAUGUGAAACAGCAUUUUGGACAUUUGCCAUAGCUGCAAUGACUAUAAACUGGUUUGCAUCUUCCGGACGAAUUGGCAACAUUUUAGUUAACUAUCGAGCAGUUGCAGUUGAAGAUAAAUCAUUUGCUCAAGGUUUAGGAUUGAUGUUGCUAAGUUUGUUUGCGCUGAUUCCAGGACCAAUUAUAUUCGGUCGUAUAAUUGAUUCAACUUGUCUGGUUUGGACAAUGCAGUGUGGCCAAAAUGGUAACUGUCAAUUGUAUGAUCAGGAAAGGUUUCGUUAUAUGGUGAACUUGAGUGCAGUUACUUUUACAUCGUUUGGAAUUUUCUUUGAUAUUCUUGUAUGGUAUUAUGGUAGAAGUUUGGACUUUUAUGGUGAGAGAGAAGCGGCAGAGCUUAAGAGGAAAAAUAAGCAAGUGACACCAUUAAUGUCAAGGGCAACGUAGUGCCUAUACUAUAGUAAUUAUAGUUUCAAUGAAACUGGUGUUGAAUGUUACUUUUUUUUUAAGAAAAAAAGAAAUUAAGUUUCGAUAUUUUGAUAGUUUUUAAGUAGUUGAAUAAAAGUGUUUGUUUACAAAUAAUAAAAUGUAUGAUUUUUCGUA
Molecule: messenger RNA, 2424 nt
Organism: Episyrphus balteatus (marmalade hoverfly)
Lineage: Eukaryota; Metazoa; Arthropoda; Insecta; Diptera; Syrphidae
Gene: Oatp33Ea
Product: solute carrier organic anion transporter family member 74D
Exons: 9
Coding region: 163-2268 (701 amino acids)
Biological process (GO): sodium-independent organic anion transport; transmembrane transport
Cellular component (GO): membrane
Molecular function (GO): protein binding
Source: RefSeq, a predicted model, not a curated record